GUCACGUGCCGGCCGCCGCGCAGCCAUUGGCUGCCGGGCACGGGGCCGGUUUGUGCCGCCGCUCGCCAUUGGCCGCGGCCGCGGGUGCCGCCGUAAGCGCGGUGGCCAUUGGCGGCGGCGCAGCAUGGCGAGCGCGGAGGGCUCCUGGCGGCCGCCGCGGUCGUGCGAGGACUACUGGGGGGAGUGGAAGCAUUGCCGCGGGCUGCGCCACGCCUUCCACCACUACUACGCGCACGGGGAGCUGCCGGAUUGCGGCCGCUGGCGGGAGGACUACGAGGCCUGCCGCGCCUGGGAGAGGAACCGCGCCGCCGCCGCGCAGGAAGCUUUGUGCAAGAGUGAAAGAGCUCGAGUAAUGGAAAAACAGAAAUAUGCUCCAGUGUGGAAGCUCAGGAAGAGCCCACCACCUGACUGCAGGCACCUUCUGAGGGCCUUUGCCCUACCAGCUGGCAUUAAGCACUUUUGGAACAAAGUACCCAGCCCAGGCCUGCCAGAUGAGGAAGAAAAACCAGCCUGGGACUCUUCCUUGCCAGCUCAGGACAAUCCCAGACACUGGCAUUUAAAAGACAUUUCCCAGAAUCAGGAUCAUGGUGAUUGAAGAGUUUCUCACCUGGGAGCUGCGCACCCUGAAACUGCCCCUUUGUUGAACUGUUCAAGUGGUGGUGUGUGUUGUGGCAGUAUUCAAAACUACUAAAAAAUAAAGGUUUAAACAAAUGGA
Molecule: messenger RNA, 715 nt
Organism: Poecile atricapillus (Black-capped chickadee)
Lineage: Eukaryota; Metazoa; Chordata; Aves; Passeriformes; Paridae
Gene: C16H22orf39
Product: chromosome 16 C22orf39 homolog
Exons: 4
Coding region: 125-595 (156 amino acids)
Source: RefSeq, a predicted model, not a curated record